GUAUCUCCACCACUCGCCCUCUCUCUCUCUCUCUCUCUCUCUCUCUCUCUCUCUCUCUCUCUCUCUCUCCUCUGCUUGGCUGCCGAGAAAAUCCAACCAAACAGAGCACCCAUUUUGACAUUUAUGAAAAUGGACAUUGAUGAGCUUCUGGGUCGCAACCAGCCGGUCAGCAUUCCGACGAAGAGUGCGAUAUACGUGUGGGGAUAUAACCAGUCCGGGCAGACGGGUCGGAACGGGAAGGAGCAGCAGCUGAGGAUCCCGAAGCAGCUCUCGCCGGAGCUUUUUGGGUGUACGGCGGGGGCUAAUUCGCGGUGGCUGGACAUUACUUGCGGCCGCGAGCACACCGCCGCUGUUACCUCAGACGGGUCGCUUUUCACUUGGGGGGCUAAUGAUUUUGGUCAAUUGGGAGAUGGAACGGAGGAGCGAAGAAAAAAUCCGAAGAAAGUGAAGCAAUUACAGGCAGAGUUUGUGAAAUCUGUGUCUUGUGGAGCACAUUGUACCGCUGCCAUUGCAGAACCUCGUGAAAAUGAUGGAACCGUCUCAACAAGAAGGCUUUGGGUGUGGGGGCAGAAUCAGGGAUCGAAUCUUCCACGUUUGUUUUGGGGAGCCUUUACUCCAAACACGAUUAUCCGUCAAGUGUCUUGUGGGGCAGUUCAUGCGAUGGCUUUAUCAGAGGAUGGCUUGCUACAAGCUUGGGGAUAUAAUGAAUACGGUCAACUUGGCAGAGGAUUUACAUGUGAAGGAUUACAGGGGGCUCGUAUAAUAAAUGCAUACGCGAAGUUCCUAGAUGAAGCCCCUGAGCUUGUGAAGAUUACCCAAGUGUCAUGCGGGGAGUACCACACGGCAGCUAUAUCUGAAAAAGGCGAGGUGUAUACUUGGGGGCUAGGAAACAUGGGUCAACUUGGGCAUUGUUCCCUUCAAUCUGGGGAGAAAGAGUUAUUGCCGAGGAGAGUGGUCGCACUUGAUGGAAUAGUCGUAAAGGACGUUGCAUGCGGUGGCGUACAUACAUGUGCUGUGACUCAGAAGGGAGCUCUUUAUGCUUGGGGUGGUGGUCGUGCAGGGCAGUUAGGCCUUGGCCCUGAAACGGGAUUAUUUUCAUGCAACCCUAAUGAAUCUCAGUCAUUUUUCCGGAAUAUUCCUGCGUUGGUUAUUCCAACUAGUGUGCAACUCAUUGCGUGUGGACACUCCCACACACUUAUCUCUACAAGGGAUGGAAGAAUUCAUGGAUGGGGCUACAAUAGCUAUGGUCAAGCAUCUAAUGAGAAACUGACUUACGCUUGGUAUCCAUCUCCAGUUGAUUGGUGCGUUGGGGAAGUGCGAAAACUUGCAGCUGGUGGUGGCCAUUCAGCCGUGUUGACUGAUGCAUGUACCUUGAAGGAAUUGUGUGAAUUUAGGCUUGCAGAUAGUGUUAAUCUAAAGAAUGCUUCUACGAUUGAGGACAUUGCGUCUAGAACAGGUUCAGAUGCUUUAGCACGGCUUUGUGAAAGAUUGAGGCAGCAUGUGAAUGAGAGUGGCGACUGUGAACACGAAGACGAUUAGACCAGCAGUUAUUCGAUGUGAAGAAACGAUUGGAUUAGAUUUAAAAUUGACAUCCAUUAAUUCAAUUUAAUCACUGUAUGGAAGAAGUUGUAAUCAGAUUAUGAAGGGGUUAAACCCAUGUAUAUAUGUCAAACUAAUAUCAUUUGUAACCACAAUUAAGUCAAGUACACGGUUGUAUUCAAAACAUUCACAUUGAGAUGUCGGACUUGUUUAUGUAAUUAUUCAAUAUGUGUAUAAAAAUGAAAGACUUGAUUCUCGACCAAA
Molecule: messenger RNA, 1803 nt
Organism: Malus domestica (apple)
Lineage: Eukaryota; Viridiplantae; Streptophyta; Magnoliopsida; Rosales; Rosaceae
Product: ultraviolet-B receptor UVR8-like
Source: RefSeq, a predicted model, not a curated record